AUGUGGGGCUUUUUCAACGAUGUGAAGGAAGCAGUACGACAGACAAUAGUACCAAAGAGUGAGGAAGUGAAUGACUCACAGCAAGCUGAGCCUCAGCUUGGACCAAUACCUAGUAUUACAAAUAUUGGUGACCGUUUAACCACUUUUUUGAGUACAAUCAAUACAGCAGCUUCAACAAUCAUAAAGAAUACUCUAGGGGACUCUACUGAAGACCCCAAUAACGAUCCCCCACCUCCACUUCUACGUCUCACAGAUGAGCAGCGAUCUGCUCUUCCACCGGAUGAACUAUUCCGCGGACUCUCAGAGGCUGUGAGCAUUAUUAAUACAAGAUCGGAUAUGGCACUCACAGAGGCUCGUUUUCUUUUAAGUAUUAGUUUAGAAGAACAAAUUGCACACACCAACGACUUUCUUAAUUGCUACAACUGGUGGGAACAACUCGUUAACAAACGUCUCACUGCUUGUCAAGUCAUUCUAAUGGAGUACAGUCGUCUCCCCGGAUGUGAAAGUGAAACUACAAUACAGCAAUUGAAUCAGCGAAUUCAAGAUAUCCGAACAAAAUGUACUCAAGAUAUGGCCCUCAUUGCUGCCAAAGGGCGCCUACUACGUGAUGAACGAUACGAUAUUCUCAACGCAACUUCAGAGUGGUAUAGUCCUCAUUCGGAUAAUCCAAUCAAAGAGGAUCAAAUCGAAAGAAAACACCAACCCCAGUACCCAACUGAUACUACCCCCUUUAACAAAGACGGAAUGUCAAUCAUUCCAAAUAAUAAGGAAAAAAUAAAUACUGCAAAUCAAGAAGAAACAAAACCAGAAACCGAGAAGGUAGAAGAAGAAAAAGAACCUAAACUAGCUGAGGAGGAAGCACGAAGUCCAGCUGAGGCAGAGGAAGCAAGAAGGCUGGCUGAGGAACAAGAAGCACGUAGGCUGGAUGAGGAAGAAGCAAGAAGGCUGGCUGAGGAAGAAGAAGCACGUAGGCUGGCUGAAGAGGAAGAAGCACGUAGGCUGGCUGAAGAAGCACGUAGGCUGGCUGAGGAAGAAGAAGCACGUAGGCUGGCUGAAGAGGAAGAAGCACGUAGGCUGGCUGAAGAGGAAGAAGCACGUAGGCUGGCUGAGGAACAAGAAACACGUAGGCUGGCUGAAGAUGAAGCACGUAGGCUGGCUGAGGAAGAAGAAGCACGUAAGCUGGCUGAAGAGGAAGCAAGAAGGCUGGCUGAGGAAGAAGCAAGAAGGCUGGCUGAGGAACAAGAAGCACGUAGGCUAGCUGAGGCAGAAGAAGCACGUAGGCUGGCUGAGGCAGAAGAAGCACGUAGGCUGGCUGAG
Molecule: messenger RNA, 1317 nt
Organism: Trypanosoma theileri
Lineage: Eukaryota; Euglenozoa; Kinetoplastea; Trypanosomatida; Trypanosomatidae
Product: vesicular transport-associated repeat protein
Exons: 1
Source: RefSeq, a predicted model, not a curated record